Messenger RNA from Panonychus citri (citrus red mite), 2630 nucleotides. RefSeq names its product trifunctional nucleotide phosphoesterase protein YfkN-like. The coding region runs from base 454 to 2217 and encodes 587 amino acids. Gene Ontology annotation, biological process: nucleotide catabolic process. The record is from RefSeq and is a predicted model, not a curated record. The transcript is spliced from 7 exons. Gene Ontology annotation, molecular function: hydrolase activity. Lineage: Eukaryota; Metazoa; Arthropoda; Arachnida; Trombidiformes; Tetranychidae.
UUCAUUUCUGGUUAACCAUCAGAACGUUUAGUGUUGUUGAUUUUUUCUCUUCGCAAUUAAUUUUAUUUUCUUUACCUUUUAAAUUGUGAUUAUUAUUUUAAUUUCUAUUUAAAUUGUGUCUCUUCAAUUUUCCAACAAUUUAAUUGAUUACGAAUUUAAUUCGUUAAUUAAAAGAGAAAAGAAGAAGAGGAGGAAGUAAAGGUUUCAAUCUUUUUCUCUCUUCUCUUUUCUGUUCUUGUUUUUCUAUUGCAUUUUUAUAUCAUUGAUUUUCCUUUUGGUUUCAUUUAUCUUCUUCUUCUUCUUCUUCUUUUUCAUCAUCACCAUCAUCAUCAUCUUCCUCUGAUUGUUUACCUAAUUCUCUUUCAUGAAACAGAUUUUGAAGCUUCUGUUGUGAUAAUUAUAUAAAUUAAUCUUCUUUUCAUCGCCAUCAUCUUAAAUUCUGAAAAUAUCGUCAUGUCUUCACCGAUUGUGAAUUCUGGUUCGUGUAAAGUGAGGAUAUUGCAUUUCAAUGAUGUUUACAAUGUCGAACCUCGAACCACUGAGCCUUGUGGAGGAGCUUCGAGAUUCAAAACUGCCAUUUUAUCACUGGUUGAUGAAAAUUCUAUGGUUCUAUUUAGUGGUGAUUGUGUUUCUCCAUCGAUAAUGAGUACAUUUACCCAUGGAGAGCAAAUGAUACCUGUGCUAAACGAAUGUCGUGUUGAUUGUGCUGUUCUUGGAAAUCACGAUUUCGAUUUUGGUCUCGAUUGCUUGGAGGCCUUCAUUAAGAGGACGAAUUUCCCUUGGUUAAUGAGUAAUGUUACUGACGUUGAAACGGGAAAACCUCUUGGAGGAGCUCAAAUAACUCAUAUUAUUGAGAAAGCUGGAAAAAAGUUUGGUCUAAUUGGUCUUGUCGAAGAGGAAUGGUUGGCAACAUUGUCGACAAUUGAUGUAGAAGAUGUAAUAUUUGUCGAUUAUGUCACCGAAGGACGAAAAUUAGCUAAGCAUCUUAAAGAAGAGGAAAAGGUAGAUUAUGUUAUUGCUUUGACUCAUAUGAGAUUUCCAAAUGAUUCACGAUUAGCUGCCAAUGUGGAUGAAAUUGAUCUUAUAUUGGGAGGACAUGAUCAUGUUUUCGAUGUACGAAAAGUUAAUGAUAAAUUUAUUAUUAAAAGUGGAACUGAUUUCCGUCAGUUUUCAAACAUAGAGAUAACCUUCACGGAUAAAGUGGAUAAAGGGAAUCAACCGGUGGUUGAUGUUAAAGUGGACGAGGUCGAAAUCCGUUCGACUUUUAUUGAAGAUGAAAGUUUAAGGGCUCAAAUUGAAAAAUAUGCAGAUAUUAUCGAGGGUAAAAUGGACAUGGUUUUAGGACAUUUUUAUUGUGAUCUUGAUGGUAGAUUUUCAAUUAUUCGCAAUCAAGAAACCAAUUUAGGAAACUUUUUUGCUGACAUUAUGCUUUCAUCAACAUUAUCCGAUAUAGCGAUAAUCAAUUCGGGGACACUUCGAAGUGAUCAAAUCCAUCCAAAGGGUGACUUUAAAUUAAGAGAUUUGGUUCGAAUCAUGCCAAUUAUGGAUCCGAUGAUUGUACUUUCGGCAAGCGGUGAGAUUAUUUGGAAAGCAUUGGAAAACGGUGUAUCCCAAUGGCCUAAACUGGAAGGUAGAUUCCCUCAAGUUUCCGGUGUCCAGUUCGCAUUUGACCCAUCUAAACCUCCCGGACAUCGGAUUGACCCUAAUUUCAUUAAAAUCGGUGGGAAACCUGUCGAUUUAACCAAAAAAUAUCGCUUAGCAACCAAGGAAUACCUUUAUCAAGGUAAAGAUGGUUAUACCUGUUUCAAAGAGUGCGAAGUACUUGUACCCGAAGAGGAAUGUCCCGAACUAUGUACAUGUAUUCAAAAUCAUUUCGCUUCAAUUGAUGCGCUCAGGAAUCACGUUCGACGGCCUUCUCGUCAUUUACAAAAAUUUGUCUCCGCAUCGAAAGCUCAUUCAGCUUCGUUCACAAUGAGCCUUGAUGCACCAUCAGUGCCUAAUAGUAACAAUAAUAAUAGUGAUAAUAUCAGAAGUGUCUCAUCGGAAAAUAAUAAUUCAUCAACAAUCAGAUCUUCAUCACCCGAUCCGAUUCAUCGUGAUAUCGAACUGGAAUUACGCCGUUUAGAACCUAAAGUUGAAAAUCGAAUAAUCAUCUUAACUAACGAGGAAAUGCGAAGACGAUUAGAGGAUGAAAGAAAUGGUUCCAUUCAAAUUUAAUCAGGAUCUCUCGUCUUUCCAAUGAUUAACUCUUUCACUAAUCACAAUUUAUUAAUUGUAAACACCCAGACACACAAUUAAAAAAGCCUUCGGAAAAUUGUUACCUGUUUUUCCCCUUCUCGAAAAUUCAUCAACAAGAAUUUAAUUCAAUAACUUGAUCUCGUCAACAAUUAACGGAUUACACACAAACACACAACUUGAUUGUCAUUCUGAUUAACUUAAUUAUUUAAUAAUUUUUAAUUUUCAUAUCAAUUUUGCAGAUUGAUAAUUAAUUUUGAUUUUCAUUGAAGAUGAGUAAAAGGAGGUGGACAAGUUAAUGGUGACGGGAAUCAUAAUUGAUGUUACCUGAUCAUUUCAACUAAUAAUUACAACGAAAAUUUAAAUUGUGUAAAUAAAUGAUGCUCAACAAUUAA